Macadamia integrifolia is the source of this 3447-nucleotide messenger RNA. Its product is annotated as homeobox protein LUMINIDEPENDENS-like. Gene Ontology annotation, biological process: vegetative to reproductive phase transition of meristem. The record is from RefSeq and is a predicted model, not a curated record. Gene Ontology annotation, molecular function: DNA binding. Gene Ontology annotation, cellular component: nucleus. The transcript is spliced from 14 exons. Lineage: Eukaryota; Viridiplantae; Streptophyta; Magnoliopsida; Proteales; Proteaceae. The coding region runs from base 224 to 3277 and encodes 1017 amino acids.
CCGUGGGUGAGGAAUAAGGGUUGAAACCAUUGGCGGCACUCCAAUUCUCUCGCUCUCUCUCUCUGUCUCCUCUUUCUGUUUAGGUAACGUAUAUGCGAGCGGAGUUGGCUUUGAAGUUUUCAUUCAGUUUAGAUUACCUCUAUUCGGGCCCUAAUGCUUGGGAUCUUGUUUCGUUUCUGUCGAUCUGUGGCCUCGGACGGAGAAAAGUCGAGAACUCGGGUCGAUGAUGGAGGUGUCAAAGGAGAAUUCGAAGGAUGCUUUCAUGGAAAUAGACAUCGGGAACUCUGUGGAGUCCUUUCAGAAGCUUUUAGAAUCUCAGAAAGUGCUUUUUCAUAGCCAGGUCGAUCAGCUUCAGAAGAUUGUUGUAACGCAAUGCAAUCUCACUGGUGUAAAUCCUCUGGCUCAAGAAAUGGCGGCUGGUGCACUGUCGAUUAAAAUUGGGAAAAGACCAAGAGAUUUGCUAAACCCUAAGGCUGUAAAAUAUAUGCAAGCAGUCUUUUCUAUUAAAGAUACGAUUAGCAAGAAGGAAUCUCGUGAGAUCAGCGCUCUUUGUGGUGUUACUGUUACACAGGUUCGAGAAUUCUUUUCUGGUCAGCGUUCGAGAGUGAGAAAGCUUGUCCGAUUGUCAAAGGAGAAGGUGGUUAGGUCUAAGGCAACCGGGGAUGGGUGCUCAACUGCUUCUGAUACUGCCAUGUCUAUCGAUCAAGUUCCUUUGAAUUCUGUGGAGGCUAAGACUGUUGAAGAAAUCCCCUCCUGCUCAUUACAGGAGGAAGCUCUACCUGACAUAGACAACUCUGACAAAUAUUUCCUUGAGAAUAUUUUCAAUUUGAUGAGGAAAGAGCAAACAUUCUCCGGGCAGGUGAAGCUGAUGGAGUGGAUCCUGCAGAUACAAAAUUCUUCAGUUUUAUCUUGGUUUUUAACUAAAGAUGGUCUGAUGAUUUUAACAACAUGGUUGAGCCAAGCAUCUUUGGAGGAACAGACAACUGUUCUCCUUGUCAUAUUUAAGGUUCUUUGUCACCUGCCAUUACAUAAAGCUUUGCCUAUUCAUAUGUCUGCCAUUUUACAAACUGUGAACAGAUUGCGCUUUUAUAGGACAUCAGACAUAUCAAACAGGGCAAGAGUUCUGUUAUCAAGGUGGAGCAAAAUAUUUGUGAGAAGUCAAGUUUUGAAGAGACCCACUUGUAUAAAUUCCUCAAAUACUGCACAGAAAGAGAUGAUUCAGAAGCAGAGGAGCGGUGAAAUUCUCAGUGAUGAGGCUUGGCAGUCAAAAGUUGAUAUUCCUGACGAGAUUCUUGCCCUCACUUUUGAGAGUUCAGAAAAUCCCAGGAACUCAGAUCCUCCCAGGACACUGAAACUGCUCCCUGCAUCUGCUGAUGAUCCAAACAGAAGAUACGUUCAAAAUGUGCCUUCACAAACAAGAGUACGCAGAAAAGUUCAAUUAGUCGAACACCCAGGGCAGAAAACAAGCACCAGAAGCCUGCAGGUUGCGAGGGCAGUGCCUGCGAAGCAAAGCCGUCCAAUGUCAGCUGAUGAUAUACAGAAAGCCAAAAUGCGUGCUCAUUUCAUGCAGAGCAAGUAUGGCAAUAUUGGUUCAUCUUCUACUGAUGGCCAGAGACAGAAGACUGAAGAUCCAAUGAAACCAUAUGCUUCUCAGAGAGGCAAUUUGCCUUCAGCAUCUAAAACACUUCAUAGGCCAAAAAUUGAGGAAGAUACUAAUUUUGCUGCACUUGCCUCGACAACUUCCAGCAAAUUAGAAGAUCCAAUUAAACCAAUGGCAAGCUUGGACCACCAGAAAUCCUCGCAGGAGAAGUUUAGGAGGGAUCAAAUCUCAUGGCAGAUACCUCCAGAGAUGAGGAUCAACAGUAUGUGGAGAAUUGGCACAGGGGAGAAGAGCAAAGAAGUUGAAUUUCAGUUUGAGAGGUUAAGACGGGAGAAGGAAACCUUUUACAAUAGUAAUCAGGAAAUUCCGCGUAAUCCCAAGGAACCAUGGGACCUAGAGAUUGAUUAUGAUGACACCUUGACCCCGGUAAUACCAACUGAACAGCCGCCGGAUGCCGAUGCUACAGAACCAGGGAACAGUAGUGCAGCUGCAACUAAUCAGGAAUGUCGCCUCCUUCCGGCUGCAACUAGUAAUGGUUGUGCUCCUGAACCGGAUCUUGAGUUGCUUGCUGUGCUUUUGAAGAACCCAGAACUGGUUUUUGCCUUGACUUCUGGCCAAGGUGGUAACUUAUCUAGUGCAGAGACAGUGAGGCUUCUCGAUAUGAUUAAGGCUAGUGGGAUUGGUUUACCUGGGAUUUUAAGUGGGAUGAGUGGAAAGGCUGAAGAGAAGGUGGAAGUGACAUCUCUUCCAUCACCGACUCCUAUAUCAGAUCAUAUAAUGAGUGGAUGGAGAUCUGAAGCUGGUAGUGAUCGUUUCUCACAGGCUAGUUCAGCAGCUUACAGUGACGUGCCUGUGACUUCUACCAUCCCUUCCUUGGGAAAGCUCCCUCUUACUGGUUCUGUGCAGACCCAAAUGCCAAGCACCAUCCCUCCCUCGGGAAAUCUCCCUCUUACUGGUUCUGUGCAGACCCAAAUGCCAAGCACUUCCUUUUCGUCACUGCAGAUACCUACGACAAUGGCUAAUCGAGUGCCCCAACAACUGCAAGCAGCAUUUCAGCUAGUCUCAUCUCAGCAGAUUACUGGUGCUGUGUUUCCUGAGAAACAAACAAUAACUCUAAGCCAACAAUCUCCCACCAUGAAUCAGUUCUCACUGAAGAGUGAAUCAGUAGAGUUUGGGCAAAUGCAAAAUGUGAAGCCUGCAACUGUAUCAAUUGUUCUGAACCCACCAAAAUCGAGGCCUCCCAUUGCUUUGCAUCCUUUGCCAGCUUUAUUGCCGAAUCCACCAAGACCAAACCCACCUCUGUUACCAACCCCUCCACCCUAUCAGCCUCAGCACACCAGAUGGCCUCCCAAUACAAAUGCAGCUGCUUCUGGGAAGCAGACUUCUAGGAAUGUUGGGCAGUUUUCUGCAACAAAUCUCCAUUUCCAUGCUAACCAAGACAAUUAUAAUGGAAUUCCAAACUCAUAUGGCCAUCGCGACAAUGGGUAUGUGGGUGAGCCAGAGCUAGAGAUGUGGAGUCCAGAGAGGAGUCCAGAGAGGUCCCCAUCAUAUCAAUCUGGGUGGGGAUUUUCUGAACCCAGAAGUGUUUAUGGCUGGAAUUCUAGACCUGAUCGGUCAAGGCAGCGGAAUUCUGGGUACAGGGAACGUAGGAAUGGGAGAAGAUGGCGAAGGCAGUGAGUCUCUGUAUAUUGUUAGCUUCCGCUUGGAUCCUCUUAAGGCUCUAAUGACAAAAAGUAUAAAGAUGUGUACAGGUCCUAAUUUAAAUUCAAUUGGGCAGUUGGAAACGAAUUUUAGGAUUCGGGAUUAGUGAUACUGGAACAUUUGGCAGUUUAGAUUUUUUAUUUUUU